Zasmidium cellare ATCC 36951 is the source of this 1284-nucleotide messenger RNA. Its product is annotated as glycoside hydrolase family 5 protein. Gene Ontology annotation, cellular component: cell surface; extracellular region. The record is from RefSeq and is a predicted model, not a curated record. Lineage: Eukaryota; Fungi; Ascomycota; Dothideomycetes; Mycosphaerellales; Mycosphaerellaceae. The coding region runs from base 1 to 1284 and encodes 427 amino acids. Gene Ontology annotation, molecular function: beta-glucosidase activity. The transcript has 4 exons. Gene Ontology annotation, biological process: glucan catabolic process.
AUGCUGCCAGCCCAUCACCUGGCGACAGUGCUUUUCCUCGUCCUCGCCCAUCUCGUCCAAAUCGCAACAUGCCAAAUCAAAGGCGUCAACCUCGGCGGCUGGCUUCUCUCCGAGCCCUGGAUAACCCCCUCCCUCUACGACAACGUCUCCGCCGAAGAUGAAUGGCAUCUCUGCGACGAGCUAGGCAAAGACUCCUGCUCACAGCUCCUUCGAACGCAUUGGAAAUCUUUCUUGAACCAGAGUGAUUUCCAGGCGAUUCAGAGCGCUGGGCUGAAUGCUGUAAGGAUUCCGAUUGGGUACUGGGCGGUGGAUCUGGAGGAUUGGGAGCCGUAUGUUGAUGGGCAGUUUGAUUAUCUUGCCCGGGCGGUGAGGUGGGCGGACGAGGCGGGGUUGGAUGUGAUUGUUAGUUUGCAUGGUCUUCCUGGGAGUCAGAAUGGGCAGGAGAAUUCUGGGCUCGCGGGCGAGAUUUUGUUUGCGAGCAAUUCGUCGAAUUUCGAGAGGAGUUUGAGGGUCUUGACGAAUCUUUCGGCGGAGUUCUCGCAGGAUGUGUAUGGUGGUGCUGUGAAAUCAAUUGAACUCGCAAACGAGCCGCGAAUAGGCUCAUCACUGCCUUUCGAUGACUUGCUUGAAUACUACCAGAGGGGCAGCGAUGCCGUCCGAGCGGAAGAUCCUAGCUCGUCCAUCAAUAUAACCAUCCAUGAUGCUUUCCAACCUCUCACAUCCUGGGAGGCUCACACCUCAACCGCAAACAUCACCCGGCUGCCAACCACAAGUCUGACCUUGGAUACGCACCAAUACUACGCAUUCUACCCACACGGGAACCUGUCAGAAAGCGCAAUACUCGACUCAGUAUGCGCAGUCUCGAAGCAACUGAAGGAGAAGUCGUCGAAAAGCAAGCUCCCUCCCGUGCUCGUUGGCGAAUGGAGCUUAGCUCAAAACUCAUCCAUGCUCCCCGAGAACUACGCUUCAAAUGGAACAGAAUACACCUCCUGGCUGCGCCUCUUCUUUGAAGCCCAGCAUGCAGCCUACUCUCCCAACGGGCCUCAUCAGGCUUCGACAGGCUGGAUCUUCUGGACUUGGAGGACCGAGAACGAUGUGGCGAUGUGGUCCUAUCGUCAAGGGCUUGCUGAGGGGUAUAUUCCGGCGAACGUGAGCGAUAGCUCGUUGUUGAAAUACAAGGUGGAUAAGCAUGGUUGUGUGAAGAGUUUGGCCGGGAGGGCUGCUUCGGUCAGCAAGGUGUUGGUGGUGGUUGGUUUCGUUGCCGCUGUAUUUACUUACUCAUAA